Molecule: messenger RNA, 998 nt
Organism: Magallana angulata
Lineage: Eukaryota; Metazoa; Mollusca; Bivalvia; Ostreida; Ostreidae
Product: pyridoxal phosphate phosphatase PHOSPHO2-like
Exons: 2
Coding region: 78-821 (247 amino acids)
Molecular function (GO): phosphatase activity
Source: RefSeq, a predicted model, not a curated record
GAUAAAGACACAUUGCCUGUGUCUAGAUUCAAAGUCUUCAUUUCAUAUUAUAUAACAGCAUCUAAAAGUUUCAUUAGAUGACUUCAGAAAAAAUCCUGUUUGUGUUUGACUUUGAUCACACGGUGAUUGAUGAUAAUAGUGACUUGUAUUGUAAACGACUGGCCCCCGGCGGGAAGAUUCCCCAGGAAAUCGAGGAAACCUAUAGUGACCUGGGUUGGACCCAUUAUAUGGGACUUAUAUUUGAUUACCUCCACACACAUGGCGUUACAGCUAAACAGUACCGAGAAUGCAUGAACGAAAUUCCGCUGACGGAUGGCAUGCGAGAACUCAUCGAACAUGUAGCCGAAAAAGGCCAUGAAUGUAUAAUUGUUUCCGAUGCGAAUUCGGAGUUUAUUGAUUAUAUUUUAACUGAAACCGGUCUUAAAAAUGCUUUUUCCCGAGUGUAUACAAAUCCUGCCAAAUAUGACGCUGAGGGAAGAUUGACUAUAGAGUAUUACCACACCCAGGACUGGUGUGAUCUAAGUACUGUCAACCUGUGUAAGGGUCAAAUAGUGGUGGAUCAUAAAGAAACACAGGAGCGGGAAGGAACACAAUAUAAGUGUGUCGUACUGGUUGGGGACGGAAAUAACGACUUUUGUCCCGCACUCCGCCUGUCGGAAAAAGAUGUGGUUUGUCCGAGAAUUAACUACAGGCUCUGGAAGAAGAUCCAAAAGUUGAAGUCUGAAUCAGAGGAAGGAAAGGAUGGACUGAAAAUACAAGCUCAGGGCGUAAACUGGACUUCCGGAUUAGAAAUUCUAGAAUUUUUGAAAACAUUGAAUUGAUAGCAACUAAUGAUUGAUGGUUUUGGUGGUUAUGGUGCAAGUAAUCUUAUGUGAUUCAAUGUUUUACUUACAUUGUAGAUACUAUGUUAUUUCAACAAAUUAAAAAGGAUAUGUAUAAUUAUUGUUAUUAACCUAAAUCUCAAAAGUAAAAAUUGAAAUAAAAAGUUCUCUGCAAUA